This is a messenger RNA of Engraulis encrasicolus (European anchovy), 1560 nucleotides long. RefSeq names its product C-X-C chemokine receptor type 2-like. The transcript has 2 exons. Bases 97 to 1326 code for a protein of 409 amino acids. The record is from RefSeq and is a predicted model, not a curated record. Gene Ontology annotation, biological process: positive regulation of cytosolic calcium ion concentration; cell chemotaxis; immune response. Gene Ontology annotation, cellular component: external side of plasma membrane; membrane. NCBI's taxonomy places the organism in Eukaryota, Metazoa, Chordata, Actinopteri, Clupeiformes, Engraulidae. Gene Ontology annotation, molecular function: C-C chemokine receptor activity; C-C chemokine binding.
AUCUCUCACCACAACAGAAGGGCUGAGAGCAGAUAUACACCUGAGCAGAUCCGGAACAGUUCACCAGUGGGAGUAUUACUAACCAUACGGGCACAGAUGGAUCCCACUGAUGUUGACUUUCAAUAUGAUUAUUACCAAGAUGAUGUUCCAUCACCGUGUGAUACUGUCAGUUUCCACAACUGGUACGAUACUCUACAGCUAUGCAUCUACUCCCUCGUCUGUGCUGUCGGCCUCGUGGGCAACAUCACGGUGAUCCUCAGCUAUGCGUGCUUCUGCAGGAAAACCAGGAUGCGCAUGACCAUGACUGACGUGUACCUGAUAAACAUGGCAGUGGCACAUCUCGUGUUCGUGAUGGCUCUUCCCGUGACCAUCUUCUAUGAGCGUAACGGCUGGCCUGUUAUGGGUGUCGCAGUUUGCAAACUUGCGAGGGGAGCCUACAGCAUCAAACUGCACUGCAGCGCACUGCUCCUAGCCUGCCUCAGUGGAGACCGAUACACAGCCAUCGUACAGGCCAGAGGCAGCUCCACCGUGGCACAGGCCGGGGAGACCUCCAUGCUACAGGAUGGGGACGGGGACAUGGAACAGGGCAAGGACAGCUCCAUGGUACAGCCCAUGGGAAGAAGCUCUUUGCUACAGGACGGAGACAGCUCCAUGGCACAGGUCAGGGAGAGAUCCUGGAUGUACCGUCUGCUUGUCUCCCUCAUUAUCUGGGCCCUGGCUGUCAUCCUGUCCGUGCCAACGUUCAUUUACACCACACUUCACCAGAGCUCUGUGGACCAGAUCUUCUUUCUGGAUCAAGACUUGAACCAGAGUUAUGUGCACCACGACUUCAACCAGAGCUAUGUGGACUACGACUUGGACCUUGGGUUUGCGGAGCAUGCUGACUUGACAAUGCCAGCUGAGUGUGUCUUCAAUUUUAAUGUCGUGCAGAUCUCGUUGGGGUUCUUCCUGCCGCUGCUGGUCGCCGGGUUCUGCUGCGUGUGCAUCACGGUCACAUUGCUCCGCACCAAGGCCUUGUGGCAGCACGAGGCUGCGUGCGUGGUGCUAACCAUGGUCUUUGCCAUGUGUCACCUGCCCUACAACGCAGCGCAGAUCUACCACCUAACCAACUGGAAGACGGAGAGGUCCUGCAAUGCGGAGAUGACGUUGGAUACAGUGGUGUUGGUGACGCGAGUUGUUGCGUACGUACACAGCUGCCUCUACCCCGUCCUCUACGCCCUCACCGUGGGGGUAUUCAGACACCGUGUACAGCGGAGGGCGUACACGAACUGGAGAACCGCUUCAAGACAGGCGUCGGAUCCCUACAUCCCAACUAACUAUGCUUAACCCCUUAGAAUGGAGCCUAUGUUACAACCUGUCACCAAAAUUGUAAUGGCUUUGUCUUAAUCUCCAGGUACUGUCAUAGCAAUGUUGUUAUGAUGUAGUUGAAUAUUUUCAGCAAAUAUUGAAUAGGCCCGCCGGUGACCCCAUCUGUAGAGGCUAAUAUCUUUAGCGUACGUGUCUCCUGUGGUAAUGAAGAAGGUCUAUAAAACAUUUGCCUCCAUGUUGUCAUUUACCAGA